AAGAACCCAUUAACAUUAACACACAUUAACAUUCCUCUCUCACUGCUGCUGCUGUACUUACUGGAUGGAAAAGAACCCAUUAACAUUAACACACAUUAACAUUCCAUUAGAAGAAAAAACACUACUUCAGUCAGGCCUGUUUCUGUGGGUUGGAUUUUGGGAUAAACGACAUUAAGCCACUACGGGCCAGUUUCCGAUCGGAACGUUUGGCUCGCGGCCCCAACUGCGCCCCCUGUAUCUGUGUGUUUGUGGUGUGUGUUGCCAUUAGAAGGGUCAGAACGCGAGAGCGAAGGGGACACCAUGGCUUCUCAGCGGCUUUAUCUGAGGUUGGUAGGGCUCACCGCUCUGCUCACAUUGCUGGCCCUCGCAGAUGUUUCCAGUGAGAGCAGCCUUCACAAGAUCCUGAAGAAAAGAGAUGUGGUGGGUGAUGGUAGCGCUUCACCUAAGUACAGGGUGGCUGUUGCUCCCGCCAAGGCUAAAGAGUUCCUGGCCAAGCUACAGCGGCCCAAGAGGAACAUUUGGGACCGCAGCAGGCCAGAUGUGCAGCAGUGGAUUAUGCAGUUCAUGUACAUGGGCUUCGACGAGACGAGACUGGAGGCGGACCUGUCCUACUGGAUGGACCACGCGCGGUCCAGCGAUCAGGGUCGCCAGCACCAUUAUGACGAGAACUCUCCCAUUGGACCCAGAGACAGAGGGGCACACCGUCACGGAGCCGACGUCAACUACGACUACUACUGACUCAACAUGCUGUCUCACUCCCUCUCUCAAAACGCAAGACUAACCUCUGUCUUCCUUCACUACUUCUAACCCCCUCUCUAUUUCUCCCUCAUAUAGUGUGCAACUUCUUUUCUUUCUUUGUAUACAGUUGACUUUCCGUUAAACAACACCUGGACAAACAUUCUUGGGUUGUGCAUCAGCUCAUGCUUUUCACUCGUUUCUAACCCAUCCCUUAGGGCCAAGACAUUGUGUGGCGUGCCACAGGGUUGGAUAAUGGGACCUUUGUUAUUCCUAAUCUAUAUCAAUGACCUUGCUGCUGUGUCUUCUACAGUACUUCCCCAUUCUCUUUGCCGAGGAUACCAAGUAGAUUUUUACCACACAAUCAUUUGUAUUCACUAAUUAACGAAGCCAACUCAGGCAUGGACACAUUUUCUGAAUGGUUCCAGAUAAACAAAUCAUCUUUAAAUGUAAAAACCUCUAACUUUAUUUUAUUCACUAGUAAGGAUAAGAAAUGUGGUUAAAAUAAAGAGCCAGAAUCUCAAUUGGUGGGAAUGAAAUGGAACAAGUCACAUCCACUAGAUUCUUCUGAGUUAUAAUUGAUGAACAGUUGUCCUGGAAUGAUCAAAUUCAGUUAGUUCUACUAGAUUCUUCUGAGUUAUAAUUGAUGAACAGUUGUCCUGGAAUGAUCAUAUUCAGUUAGUUCCACUAGAUUCUUCUGAGUUAUAAUUGAUGAACAGUUGUCCUGGAAUGAUCAUAUUCAGUUAGUUCCACUAGAUUCUUCUGAGUUAUAAUUGAUGAACAGUUGUCCUGGAAUGAUCAUAUUCAGUUAGUUCCACUAGAUUCUUCUGAGUUAUAAUUGAUGAACAGUUGUCCUGGAAAGGUCAUUUUCAGUUUGUCUGCAGCAAAGUGGUGAAAUCUGUUGGUAUUAGUGGUUUGGUUCAUCAGGCUUGCUUCCUAACUCUAUACUAUAUCGUAGCUUAAUUUACCAUAUCUUAUUUACUGUAAUAUUGUCUGGGCCAGCACAUAUGCCUCCUAUCCACACAAAUUACUCCUUAUACAAAAUACAUUUGCAAGACUAGCCUCCUCCUCUAAUUACCUGGCUCCAUUUGCACCUUUGUUUAAGAAACUCCAGAACUUGUAUAUUUACAACAGUAACGUACACAAAACAUGCACUUUCAUCUACAAAUACUCAAUCAAAUUCAAUCAAAUGUAUUUAUGAAGCCCUUUUUAUAUCAGCCGAUGUCACAAAGUGCUGUACAGAAACUCAGCCUAAAACCCCAAACAGCAAGUAAUGCAGAUGUAGAAACAUGGUGGCUAGGAAAAACUCACUAGAAAGGCAGGAACCUAGGAAGAAACCUAGAGAGGAACCAGGUUCUGAGGGGUGGCCAGUCCUCUUUUGGCUGUGCUGGUUGAGAUUAUAACAGUAAAUGGCCAAGAUGUUCAAACGUUCAUAGAUGACCAGCAGGGUCAAAUAAUAAUAAUAAUCACAGUGGUUGUAGAGGAUGCAACAGAUCAGCAUCUCAGGAGUAAAUGUCAGUUGGCUUUUCAUAGCUGAGCAUUCAGAGUUAGAGACAGCAGGUGCGGUACGGAGAGAGUCGAAGACAGCAGGUCUUCAAGGGAGCACAUCCAGUGAACAGGCUCAGGGUUGAAACAGUUGGGGGAGCAGCAACACGAAGAGGUGGAUUGGGGACAGCAAGGAGUCAUCAGGCCAGGUAGUCCUGCGGCAUGGUCCCAGGGCUCAGGACCUCUGGGAGGGGAGGGAGAGAGAGAGAAUUACAGGGAGCAUACUUAAAUUCACACAGGACACUGGAUAAGAAAUACUCCAGACAUAACAGACUGAUCCUAACCCCCCGACACAAACUAUUGCACAAUAAAUACUGGAGGCUGGUACAGGAGGGGUAGGGAGACACUGUGGCCCCGUCCGACGAUACCCUCGGACAGGGCCAACCAGGCAGGAUAUAACCCCACCCACUUUGCCAAAGCACAGCCCCCACACCACUAGAGGGAUAUCUUCAACCACCAACUCACUACCCGGAGACAAGGCUGAGUAUAGCCCACGAAGAUCACAUCCACGGCACAAACCCGAGGAGGGCGCCAAUCCCGGACAGGAAGAUCACGUCAGUGACUCAACCCACUCAAGACAUGCACCCCUCCUAGCGAUGGGAUGGAAGCGCACCAGUUAGCCAGGGACUCAGCCCCUGUAAUAGGGGUAGAGGCAGAGAAUCCUGGUGGAGAUUAGGGCUCCGGCCAGGCAGAGACAGCAAGGGCAGUUCGUUGCUCCAGUGCCUUUCCGUUCACCUUCACACCCCUGGGCCAGACUACUCAGGCUAGCACUGGAGUAAUAUGAUACAUUUUUGGGGUUCGAGUCAAGAUUCUAGCAGCCAUGUUUAGCACUAACUGAAGUUUAUUUAGUGCUGUAUCCGCGUUUCCAGAAAGUAGAGCAUUGCAGUAGUCUAAUCUAGAAGUGAUAGAAGCAUGGAUUAACUUCUCUGCAUCAUUUUUUGAUAAAAAGUUUGAUUUUUGCUAUGUUACGAAGAUGGAAAAAAAACUGUCCUUGAAAUAGUCUUGAUAUGUUUUAUCAAAAGAGUGAUCAGGGUCUAGAGUAACGCUGAGGUCCUUUACGGUUUUAUUUGAGACGACUGUACAACCAUCAAUAUUAAUUGUCAGAUCCAACAGAAGAUCUCUUUGUUUAUUGGGAUCUAGAACUAGCAUCUCUGUUUUGUCCGAGUUUAAAAGUAAAACAUUUGCCGCCAUCCACUUCCUUGUGUCUGAAACACAGGCUUCCAGGGAGGGCAAUUUUGGGGCUUCACCAUGUUUCAUCGAAAUGCACAGCUGUGUAUCGUCCGCAUAGGAGCGAAAGUUAACAUUAUGUUUCCGAGUGACAUCACCAAGAGGUAAAAUAUAUUGUGAAAACAAUAGUGGUCCUAAAUCGGAACACCAGAACUUACAGUUGACUUUUCAGAGGACAAACCAUCCACAGAGACAAACUGAUAUCUUUCCGACAGUUAAGAUCUAAACCAGGCCAGAACUUGUCCGUGUAGACCAAUUUGGGUUUCCAAUCUCUCCAAAAGAAUGUGGUGAUCGAUGGUAUCAAAACCAACACUAAGGUCUAGGAACACGAGGACAGAUGCAGAGCCUCGGUCUGACGCCAUUAAAAGGUCAUUUACCACCUUCACAAGUGCAAUCUCAGUGCUACGAUGGGGUCUAAAACCAGACGGAAGCAUUUCGUAUACAUUGUUUGUCUUCAGGAAGGUAGUGAGUUGCUGCGCAACAGCUUUUUCUAAAAUUUUUGAGUGGAAUACCGCUCGGACAGUUUAUCUAAACCCUUCAAUGGAUUCUUCCAGGUUAAUUACUGAGAUCCAUCUAUAGUCAGGUCCAUAAGUAUUUGCAUCAUUUUGGCUGUGUAUGCCACCACAAAGGAUUUUGAAAGGAAACAGUCAAUAUGUGCUUUAAGUGUAGACUUUCAUCUGUAAUUUAAGGGUUUUGUCAAAAUGAUUAUGAACUGUGUAGGAAUUAAAAAACAUUCAUACAUAGCCCCCAAUUUUAUGGGCUCAAAAGUAAUUGAACAUAUUAACAUAAUCAUGAAAUAAAUUGUGAGUUUUAAUACUUGGUUCCAAAUCCUUUGCAGUCAAUGACUGCCUGAAGUCUGGAACCCAUAGACAUCAUCAGAUGCUGGGUUUCUUCCCUGGUGAUGCUCUGCCAGGCCUUUACUACAGCUGUCUUCACUUCCUGCUUAUUCUUGGGGCGUUUUGCCUUCAGCAAGUGAAAUAACAUGCUCAAUUGGAUUCAGGUCAGGUGAUUGACUUGGCCAUUGCAGAACAUUCCACUUCUUUGCCAUAAAAAGGUAUUGGGUUGCUUUCGCAGUGUCCAUCUGCACUGUGAAGCACUGUCCAAUGAGUUUUGAAGCAUUUGGCUGAAUCUGAACAGAUAAUAUAUCCCUAAACACUUCAGAAUUCAUCCUGCUGCUUUUGUCAGCAGUCCCAUCAUCAAUAUAUACAAGGGAACAAGUUCCAUUGGAAGCCACACAUGCCAAUGCAAUAACACUACCUCCACCAUGCUACACAGAUGAGGUGGUAUGCUUCGGAUCAUGAGCAGUUCCUUCCCUUCUCCACACUCUUCUCUUCCCAUCAUUCUGGUACAAGUUGAUCUUUGUCUCAUCUGUCCACAGGAUGUUGUUCCAGAACUGUACAGGUGUUUUAGAUGUUUUUUGGCAAGCUCUAAUCUGGUCUUCCUGUUUUUUUGAGGCUUACCAAUGGUUUACCAAUGGUUUACAUCUUGUCUUCUCUUGACUGUUGACUUUGACACAGAUACACCUCCCUCCUGGGGAGUGUUCCUGAUCUGGACAACUGUUGUGAGGGGGUUUUUCUUCACCAGGGAAAUAAUUAUUCUGUCAUCUACCACAGUUGUUUUCUGUGGUCUUCUGGGCCUUUUAGUGUCCCGGAGCUCACCAGUGCGUUCUUUCUUUUUAAGAAUGUACCAAAUAAUUGAUUUGGCCACACCUAAGGUUUUUGCUAUCUCUCUGUUGGGUUUGUUUUGAUUUUUCAGCCUAAUGAUGGCUUGCUUCACUGGCAGGGACAGCUCUUUGUACUUCAUAUCGAGGGUUAACAGCAACAGAUUCCAAAUGCACACUUGAAAUCAACUCCAGAACUUUUGUCUGCUUACUUGUAAAUGACCUAAUGAGGGAACAACACACACCUGGCCAUGGAACAGCCAAUUGUCCAAUUACUUUUGGUCCCUUUAGAAGGGAGGCAAAUAUUUGCAGUGCUGUAAUUCCUACACCGUUCACCCUCAAAUUAAAGCUGAACGUCUGCACUUUCAGCUCAUAUUCAUUAUUUCAUUUCAACUCCAAUAUGUUGUGGUAGACAGCUAAAAUAAUAAUGACUGUAUAUAACACAAUACACUGCGAUAACCUUUACCCCCUCCACUGCUACAUCUCACAGUCAAUUCUCUGUCAGAUACAGAGGUACCAUACUCUGAAACUUUUAUUUUUACAUUGCCAAAGCAUAAUCUCUCAAUAACUUCAAGUGAAGACUGGGGGUCAGCCUGAUGAAUCAAACUACACAGUAAUCUCCAUUUAUGCUAACUCUCACACAUUUAAACAAAACACUUUGUGUGUGAUUACUGCACAAUUCAUUUAUACAUUUAUAAUUAGGUUUUGUUAUGUUUUAACAAACUAAUUUUAUUUGUGUACUUAUGUCUUGUAAAACAAUGUGUAGGCGUGUGGUUUUCAAAUAACACAUGCACACAACACCUUCCAACAACACCUGCACACCGUUUGUAUUUUCUCUAUCUCUUGUUUAUUCGAUGCAAAGAAAUUCAACUAAACUGUCCCCUCUCUCACACUUCUCCCCAGUCUAAUCGAAUGGCCCCCGGCUCCUGCUCCAGAUCUGGCUUUAAUCUUCCUAUCGCUUUACACCAGCUGCUGUUCUGUUUGUUUGUCGAGGAUCAGUAUCAAUAAAGACUGACUCAUU
Oncorhynchus keta (chum salmon) is the source of this 6188-nucleotide messenger RNA. RefSeq names its product ECRG4 augurin precursor a (gene ecrg4a). NCBI's taxonomy places the organism in Eukaryota, Metazoa, Chordata, Actinopteri, Salmoniformes, Salmonidae. The transcript has 4 exons. Gene Ontology annotation, biological process: G1 to G0 transition; anaphase-promoting complex-dependent catabolic process; cellular senescence. The coding region runs from base 301 to 738 and encodes 145 amino acids. The record is from RefSeq and is a predicted model, not a curated record.